CUUUUCUGUUGUGCGGUUCGUUUCUAUACAAUUCUAGUGCAAAAUGCAUGAAACAAACGACAAUAAAGGAGCGCGCAAGGCUUUCUCAUCGACGAGCUCGUCGCGUCGCAGCAGCGGCAAUGGAAGCGCAGAAGGCAGCGCUUGUGGCAGCAACACGGAGCUCUUCGAGGUAACCACAAUGAGCAAUGAAGCAGCAGCAGCGGCAACAAAUGGCAACGCUGAGGUCGCUGAUGUUGCUGCUGGGAGUUGUUGCACGGCGAGUUGCAUGCCUGUUACGGAUUUCUAUAGUAAUGCCACGGUGCUCAUUACUGGCGGCACGGGUUUUGUGGGCAAAGUGCUAACCGAGAAAUUGUUGCGGGCCUUUGGUUUGCGUAAAAUUUACAUGCUGAUACGCAGCAAGGACAACAUGAGCGUGCAGCAGCGAUUGCAAGGAUUCUUCAAUGAGUCGUUAUUCAAUACAAUACGCGAGGAGAGCCCCGAGUUGUUGGAGAAGGUGCAUCCGAUACGCGCUGAUUACAGUGCCAUCGACCUGGACAUCGAUGCCGCCGACCGUGCAAUGCUCUCGUCUGAGGUCCAAAUUGUCUUCAACGUUGUCGCUUCGGUAAAAUUCAAUGAGAAGCUAAGCGAUGCUAUUGACAUUAAUGUCCUCGGCACCAAGAAGAUACUCGAUUUGGCCAUGCAAAUGAAGCAGUUAAAGUCAUUCGUACACAUUUCGACACUGUACUGCAACUGCAAUCGCAAAUUCAUCAAGGAGCAAGUGUACGAGAAUGAAAUUGGCUACGAAAAAAUCAUGCAGAUUUAUCGCACCUUUGACGAUGAGACGCUGGAAAAGCUGCGUCCCUGCCUCAUUGGCCAAAUGCCCAACACCUACACCAUGACAAAGAAGUGUGCCGAGAAUCUGGUCAAUCAUCGUGCUUUUCACUUGCCCGCUGGCAUCUUUCGACCGCCCAUUGUAAUGUCAACGUACAAGGAUCCAUUUCCCGGCUGGACUGAUAAUUUGUACGGGCCAUCAGGUUUAUGCACUUGGUCGGCCCGGGGACUCGUACGUUGCAUUUACGGCACCGCCAACUGCAAGGCGAACAUGGUGCCCGCCGAUUAUGUGGUGAAUGCAAUGAUAGCAUCCGCCUGGGAUAUCGCUCGAAGAUUCGAACAGCGUGAGAAACAACUCGAUGGAAAAUCGGAGCUGCCCGUCUACAAUUACGUCUCCGAUGUGAACAACAUAACCUGGGGCCAGUACAUGCACCUGUCUCGUCAAGGAUUUCACGAGCCAUUCGACAAGGCGCUUUGGUGCUUCUCGUACGUUAUAAUACCAUCGAAGCCUCUGCAUUGUGCAAUUGCAUUUUUCUUGCACAAUAUCCCAGCUUAUAUUUUAGAUUUAAUUGCCAUGGCCACCGGACAAAAGCGCAUGUACGUGAAGGCAUAUCGUAAAAUCUCGCGCAUAAUCAAUAUGAUGUCCUGGUUUGGCCUCAAGGAGUGGAAGUUUGCCCAUCGCAACAUUGACGAAUUGAACGAACUGCUGCCAGCUGGGGAGCGUGAAAAGCUGCAGUUUAACAUAGCAACGAUUAAUUGGAGCGAAUAUUUUCGUUCGUAUCUGAGCGGCAUCAGGCGCUACUUCUUUAAGGAUAACGCUAACGAUAAUAAAUUACAACAGCGCAAAACUAUUUAUCGCAGGAUGCUGCUGCUGCAUACGCUGCUGAAGACGACAUUUGGUCUUUCAUUAAUUAUGUGCAUACUGCGCUUUUAUCUGCGCAUUUUCAAAAUUAUGCCAAGGAUUGCGCUCUAAGUCCUGCGAUCUGCGUCGACCGAGCUCUCCUGCUGCUGCUG
Messenger RNA from Drosophila albomicans, 1824 nucleotides. RefSeq names its product fatty acyl-CoA reductase wat. NCBI's taxonomy places the organism in Eukaryota, Metazoa, Arthropoda, Insecta, Diptera, Drosophilidae. The transcript is spliced from 11 exons. The coding region runs from base 44 to 1783 and encodes 579 amino acids. Gene Ontology annotation, biological process: long-chain fatty-acyl-CoA metabolic process. Gene Ontology annotation, cellular component: peroxisome. Gene Ontology annotation, molecular function: alcohol-forming very long-chain fatty acyl-CoA reductase (NADP+) activity. The record is from RefSeq and is a predicted model, not a curated record.